CUUAUAACCUAGAGUAAAACAUAGUACCUCUUACAGUCUACACUAACCCCAUUGGUAAAAUGAAGAGAAUUAUUCCUGUUCCAGUAUAAAGGCACUACAAGCACUGGAUUCCUUGGAUAAAUAGCUGGUGCUUCUCAGAGGCAGAGGUGCUAGAGUCUGGCAGAUGAAGACCAUCGGUCAGAGCUGAGGUCUCAAGCUGGGGUUCCCCAAGAUGGAUGCUCUUUGUUCCUGUUGUCCAGGAAUGCAAAGCCCGCCCUCCUCCCUUUCGGGGAGCCCAGCAGCGGUUCCCUCGCACUCAUACAGGCUGAUCGCCCUCCUCUUUCCCCAGCCAGACUCUCCUCUCGGCAGAGGAAACUAGACCUACCCGCCGCCACCGCCACCCUACGUUUGCAAAAGGGAGAGCACCAUGGCUGCUUCCUGGGAGCCUGAAGUCGGUGCGCUUUUGGAAGAGGCCCGGAGGACCUUCCACAAGGAGUUUGGAUCUGCACCCACCCUGGCGGUGUCGGCCCCCGGCCGGGUCAAUCUGAUCGGAGAGCACACGGACUACAACGAUGGCCUGGUGCUGCCCAUGGCUCUGGAGCUUGUGACAGUGAUGGUAGGAAUUCCACGGUUGGAUGGUCUCAUCUCUCUCGUGACAACCUCUGAGUAUGCUGAUGAGCCAAGGCAGGUAGAGUUCCCAGUACCCACAGCAGAGCAGCCUCUGGAACCUGGGAUGCCACGUUGGGCCAACUAUGUGAAGGGGGUGAUACAGCAUUACCCAGCAGCUGGUCCCCUCCCUGGCUUCAGUGCAGUGGUGGCCAGCUCAGUGCCUCUGGGGGGUGGACUGUCCAGUUCUGCAUCCCUGGAAGUGGCAACUUACACCUUCUUGCAGCAGCUUUGCCCAGACUCUGGGGCAGCAGCCACACGUGCCCAGGUGUGUCAGCGGGCAGAGCACAGCUUUGCAGGGGUGCCCUGUGGCAUCAUGGACCAGCUCAUUUCACUGUUCGGGCAGAAGGGCCAUGCACUGCUCAUUGAUUGCAGGUCCCUAGAGACACGCCCGGUGCCCUUGUCAGACCCCGGGGUAGCUGUGCUCAUUACCAACUCCAACGUCCGUCACUCACUUGGUUCCAGUGAGUACCCUAUACGGCGACGUCAGUGUGAAUUGGCUGCCAAGGCACUGGGCAAGAAGAGUCUGCGAGAAGUAGACAUGAAAGAUCUAGAGGCUGGGAAGGAGCUGCUCACCAAGGAGGAACACCGGCGGGCACGGCACGUUGUGGGUGAGAUUCAGCGCACAUCUGAGGCUGCAGCUGCUCUGAGUGCAAGUAACUACAAAGCUUUUGGCCGACUCAUGGUGGAAAGCCACAACUCUCUCAGGGAUGACUAUGAGGUGAGCUGCCCUGAGCUGGAUCAGUUGGUGACGCUGGCCCUCUCCGUACCUGGAGUGUACGGCAGUCGCAUGACUGGAGGCGGCUUCGGUGGCUGUACGGUCACCCUCCUGGAGGCAGAUGCAGCGACCAGAGCCAUGCAGCAUAUCCAGGAACAAUACAAAGGGACUGCCACCUUCUAUCUCUCGAAAGCAGCUGAUGGGGCCAAGGUACAGCCUUUGUGAAGGGUCAUUGUAGAUAGAAGUACAAGCUGGACACCUCACACCUGAGAGGACCUUUCCCUGGGUGGGUGAUGGACGACGAUGGGGGAAGCCAUCUGUGUAUGAGCCAUUAAAUCACUAAUAGAUUUCUACA
Molecule: messenger RNA, 1718 nt
Organism: Vombatus ursinus (common wombat)
Lineage: Eukaryota; Metazoa; Chordata; Mammalia; Diprotodontia; Vombatidae
Gene: GALK1
Product: galactokinase 1
Exons: 10
Coding region: 407-1588 (393 amino acids)
Biological process (GO): galactose metabolic process; carbohydrate phosphorylation
Cellular component (GO): cytoplasm; cytosol
Molecular function (GO): ATP binding; galactokinase activity
Source: RefSeq, a predicted model, not a curated record